AUGACAGCGUCGGGUUUUGACUGUUUGGUCGGAAGCCGCUCCGAGUCUGGUCUGGCGUCAACAAUGCGUACGACGGUUGCUGUGGUGCUGCGUGCGGCGGCAGCUGUGGCGCUGCGUGCGACGGCUGCUGCGGUGCUGCGUGCGACGGCUGCUGCGGCGCUGCGUGCGACGGCUGCUGCGGCGCUGCGUGCGGCGGCAGCUGCGACGCUGCGUGCGGCGGCUGCUGCUGCGGCGCUGCGUGCGGCGGCAGCUGCAGCGGCUGCUGUGCGGAACUUGAAAACGCUGUGUACAGCAGCUGCUGUGCGGAACUUAAAAACGCUGUGUACAGCGGCUGCUACGGCGCUGCGUGCGGCUGCUGCUGUACAGAACUUGAAAACACUGUGGACAGCUGCUGCUGUGUGGCCUGAGUCGACGAUUGUCGUGGCACCGAGUGCGACGGCUGCUGCAGAAAACUACUGGAAAACGCUGUGUACAGCGGCUGCUGCCUGA
Molecule: messenger RNA, 489 nt
Organism: Sycon ciliatum
Lineage: Eukaryota; Metazoa; Porifera; Calcarea; Leucosolenida; Sycettidae
Product: ice-structuring protein 4-like
Exons: 1
Coding region: 1-489 (162 amino acids)
Source: RefSeq, a predicted model, not a curated record